AUGACUUCGCAUUUGCGACUUGUCUCACUACCUGCCUUUUGUCUUUAUUUUGCCCAGGAUCAUCCAGAUGCCUGGACUCAAAUAGGCCUUCUCCACCUUAGCAAGCACGAGAUUCAUCAAGCGAAUAAGAAAUUCGAGAGAGUGAUGCAUUUAGCCGAUGCCUAUGCCCGCAUUGCAAUGGGUAAUAUUUGGUUAUCUUCCCUACACCAUCCGAUUCCUGACAAGGAUAAGAGAAGACGUUGCCAAGAGCGUGCUAUUUCCUGCUACAAAUCUGUCCUUUGCGCUGAUCCUCGCAAUAUCUGGGCCGCCCAUGGAAUCGGUUGCGUUCUGGCCCACAAGGGCUUCGUAAACGAGGCACGAGACGUUUUUGCUCAAGUGCGCGAGGCCACUGCUGACUUUGCAGAUGUUUGGAUAAAUAUUGCUCACAUUUAUGUUGAGCAGAAGCAAUACACUGCUUCUAUUCAAAUGGUACCUUUGCUUGCUUAG
Molecule: messenger RNA, 486 nt
Organism: Protopolystoma xenopodis
Lineage: Eukaryota; Metazoa; Platyhelminthes; Monogenea; Polystomatidea; Polystomatidae
Source: the annotation of a GenBank genome assembly